Molecule: messenger RNA, 2576 nt
Organism: Elgaria multicarinata webbii
Lineage: Eukaryota; Metazoa; Chordata; Lepidosauria; Squamata; Anguidae
Gene: PLG
Product: plasminogen
Exons: 19
Coding region: 61-2472 (803 amino acids)
Biological process (GO): proteolysis
Molecular function (GO): signaling receptor binding; serine-type endopeptidase activity
Source: RefSeq, a predicted model, not a curated record
UCAAUAAAACUUUGUCCACUGAGACACAGAGCUUUCAGCACACAAGCUGUCUGUCUCAAAAUGGGGUCUUGCAAAGAUAUCUUUGUGUUACUUUUAUUUCUCUACACAGUUCAAGGAGAUAUACUGGAUAACUAUGUACAGACCAAUGGAGCUUGGUUAAUUGGUCUUAAAAAAAACACCUAUAGAACUCGCAGUAAAGAAGAAUGUGCUGAGAAAUGUGAAGCUGAAACAGCAUUUACCUGCAGAUCUUUUAUAUUUGCCAUCAAACAGCAAAAGUGUGAUACCUUUCUUGACAACACCAAAACAACACUUGUGUUGAGAAGGGCAGAUGUAAUUCUCUUUGAAAAAAGAAUUUUUCUACUUGAAUGCAGAAGAGGAAAUGGACACGACUACCGAGGAACUGAAUCUAAAACUCAGACUGGUGUAUCAUGCCAGCGUUGGGCAGAUGAGAGUCCUCAUGUACCUAAUUUCUCACCUAAAAAUUACCCCAAUGCUUCAUUAGAAGAAAACUACUGUCGGAAUCCUGAAAAUGGUGAGAAAGGCCCCUGGUGCUACACAACAGAUCCAGGAACCAGAUAUGAUUAUUGCAAUAUCCCAGAAUGUGAAGAACAGUGCAUGUACUGCAGUGGGGAAAACUAUCAAGGCAAAGUUUCCCAAACAGAAUCUGGGCUUCAGUGCCAGGCUUGGGCUUCUCAAGAACCUCACUCUCAUGGAUACAUCCCUUCAAAUUUUCCAGAAAAGAAUCUCAUGUCAAAUUACUGCCGUAAUCCCGAUGGCGAGCCUCGUCCUUGGUGUUUUACCAUCAGCCCGACUAAACGCUGGGAAUUCUGUAACAUUCCACGGUGCACUUCACCCCCACCAGACCCCACCCCAGGGCGCCAGUGUCUUGCAGGAAGGGGAGAAGACUAUCGAGGGACUGUUGCCCUCACGGCGUCGGGAGAAAGAUGUCAACCCUGGGCAGCCCAAGCACCUCACAAACAUGCAAGAACUCCCGAAAACUACCCUUGCAAAAAUUUAGAAGAAAAUUAUUGUAGAAAUCCUGAUGGAGAGACCAGCCCUUGGUGCUACACCACUAAUCCCAAGAAACGAUGGGAGUACUGCAAUAUUUCUAGCUGUGAUGCAGCAGUAGUUACUGCUGCAGCUCCUGUUAUUCCUGUGCAAACUAUAAUGAUCGAAGACUGUUAUCGGGGCACUGGCAGCGAUUACCGGGGUACCACAGUACUGACUGUCUCAGGCAAGAAAUGCCAAGCAUGGAGCUCUAUGACACCCCAUCGUCACACUAAAACCCCAUCUGCAUUCCCAGAUGCUGACCUGAGGAAAAACUACUGCAGAAACCCGGAUAAUGAUGAUAAAGGCCCCUGGUGUUACACUACUGAUCCCAGUACAAGAUGGGAGUACUGCAAUCUGCGAAAGUGUGUUGAUACUGUGCAACAACAACGACCACAACAACAACAGCCUACAUUGGCCCCAAACCUUGGCUGCAGGUUGGGAAAAGGUGGGGAGUAUCGUGGAAAGAUUGCCUCAACAACAAGUGGCAAGACUUGCCAAGAGUGGCGUUUGCAGACACCUCAUAGGCACGAUUCCUUCACGCCACAGACUCACCCACGUUCAGGACUGGAAAGAAAUCAUUGCAGAAAUCCUGAUGGUGAUAUUAAUGGCCCCUGGUGCUAUACCACAGACCCAGACACACCCUGGGAAUACUGUGACAUCCCAAAGUGCCCUGCUCCUGAAUAUGAGUGUGGAAAAUCCAAGUAUACACCAAACCUGUGUACUGGAAGGAUUGUUGGUGGAUGUGUUUCAAAGCCUCAUUCUUGGCCCUGGCAGGCCAGUGUGCGAACAAGUUUCAAUGCGCACUUCUGUGGAGGCACAGUGGUACAUCCACAGUGGGUUGUGACGGCAACUCACUGCUUAUCCCGAUCAUCAAGACCUUCUUCUUACAAAGUGGUGGUUGGCUUACACAAAGAGAGGGCUCCAGAGCAAUCCGCACAACACCGAAACGUUGAAAAAAUGUUCAAAGAACCAAGUGGGGCAGACCUUGCUCUGCUGAAACUGAGCAGCCCUCUACUGAUCACCAAUGAGGUAAUUCCAGCAUGUUUGCCUCCAGUCAAUUCAGUGGUACCAGGCGGAUCAGAAUGCUUUGUCACCGGUUGGGGUGAUACAAAAGGAACUGGUGGAGAUGGCUUUCUUAAAGAGACUGGCUUCCCUGUAAUUGAAAAUAAAGUGUGUAAUCGGCCUGAAUUCCUGAAUGGGAGAGUCAGAACCACCGAACUCUGUGCUGGUAAUAUUGAUGGUGGAACCGACAGUUGUCAGGGCGACAGUGGAGGGCCUCUGGUUUGCGAAGAACAAGGAAGAUAUGUCCUUCACGGAGUCACUUCUUGGGGACUUGGCUGUGCUGAGCCCAUGAAGCCUGGUGUUUAUCUCAGAACUUCUAGGUAUAUUACAUGGAUAAAUAGUACAAUAGAGAGCCAAUGAUCUCAUGUUGGAAGCAACACACACAAUCACACAAAAGGGAUCCAGAGUGCAAUGUAAUGAAAUGAUUUACAUGAAUGUAAAAUAAAUACGUACAAGCACCACAA